Messenger RNA from Odontomachus brunneus, 2781 nucleotides. It is a transcript of the gene byn, whose product is annotated as T-related protein-like. Gene Ontology annotation, cellular component: nucleus. Gene Ontology annotation, molecular function: DNA-binding transcription factor activity, RNA polymerase II-specific; RNA polymerase II cis-regulatory region sequence-specific DNA binding. Bases 511 to 2457 code for a protein of 648 amino acids. The transcript has 6 exons. NCBI's taxonomy places the organism in Eukaryota, Metazoa, Arthropoda, Insecta, Hymenoptera, Formicidae. Gene Ontology annotation, biological process: mesoderm formation; cell fate specification; positive regulation of DNA-templated transcription. The record is from RefSeq and is a predicted model, not a curated record.
GAAGCCGCGAAGUGCGGACAGAGAGGCAGAUAUACCGUCGGUCAGUCUUCGGCGAGUCUUCGCCGACUAGUGUGAAAUAUCGCGCCCAAGUGUUACGAGCCUACGGGCCACGCGGCCUCCUCUCGUACGCGACACGACCUGUCCUCCAGGCCGCUGACGGAGACGUCUGGUGCCGCGACACGACGACGAUUUUCCGUUCCCCGCCGCCGCCCCGACCGCGCUCGUUUUUCUCGCGACGCGUCGCGAAUUCGAUCGGGGAAUCGAUCGCGCGCCAUCCCCAGGGAGAGUCACACCCGACUCGUGAAUUUUUAUACUCUCAUUGAGAGAAAGAGAGAAUUUCUUUGAUCUGGGAACGUGUUAGGUCGCAUCGCUCGAUUCCCUGCGGAGGGUUCCUCUUGAUUGAUAUCCUCGAUCUAAGAUCGAGGUUUUGAGCGGGAUUACGAGUCGCUAUUGGAGUUCUGCUUGACGAAGGGCGAAAGAAUUGAACGCGAGAACUGGAGAACACCGAAAAUGCAGCCGGCGAACGUUCCGCGGGCGCCGGAUUCUCCAACGCGCACCUCGUGCCACGAGCGCGAUCGGGACCGCGGCAGAGAACGCGAGCAGGAUCGAGAUCGCGAGCGAGACCGCGGCGGAAGACAAAGCCGUAUGAGUCCCGAGGAAGAUCGAGAGGAUCGCGAGGAGCGCAGCUCGAUCACCAGGCAGAGUCUCGAACUCGCCGCGAUCUCGGCUAAUCAAGGAUUGCAGUUGUCCUUGUCGCUGGAAGAUCGCGAACUCUGGACCAGGUUUCAGUGCAUCACGAACGAGAUGAUUGUGACGAAAAACGGAAGGAGGAUGUUUCCGGUGGUGAAGGUUGUAGCACGGGGUUUGGAGCCGGCGGCUAUGUACACCCUGCUACUGGAAUUUGUGCAGGUCGACUCACACAGGUGGAAGUACGUGAAUGGAGAAUGGGUGCCGGGUGGAAAGGCGGAAGUCGCGCCCCCUAAUCCGAUUUAUAUACAUCCUGAGAGUCCGAAUUUCGGGGCACACUGGAUGAAGGAGGCUGUAUCGUUCGCCAAAGUGAAGCUGACGAACAAGUCGAACGGUAACGGACAGAUAAUGCUCAACUCGUUGCACAAAUAUGAGCCGCGCGUUCAUUUGGUUCGAGUGGGCGGCGAGGAGCAGAGAACGGUUCUUACGUAUCGCUUCCCCGAGACCCAAUUUAUCGCGGUGACGGCGUACCAAAACGAGGAAGUGACGAGCCUGAAGAUCAAAUACAAUCCUUUCGCAAAGGCGUUCCUUGACGCGAAGGAGAGACCCGUGGAUCCGCAAACUUAUCCGCAAUACGCUGGUCCCUGGUUCCUGUCGCAACCCACAAUGGGAUACGAGUACAACACCGCAUCCGCGAUCGCGGUCGCGCAAAAUCAAGUAUCGGCCAGCGUCGGCAAUCACCUCUCUAAUUCGUGCAGCGUCACCACUUCUGGGCAUAGAAGCACCUGCAGAACGGCGCCGUACACCUUGAGGCACAAAUACGGCCAAGACGAACAACAUUCAGACCCUUAUGCUCCUAUGCCGCUAUUGCAUUCUACCGCCUACGUGGCAGCUCCAGCCUGGUCACCACGUAGUCCGGAGUCCUUACAGAACUUAAACUCCGCGUGCCUACCAUCGACCGCGCCGCAGGAGUGGCCAACAUCACCAUCGCCGUCGCCGACGUCCUCGGCGCACACGGUCCUCGGCAGAACCGUGGUCGGUACCGCGUCUGCCGCUGCUGUCGCUGCCGCUACCACCGUAACUGGAUGCACAUUGUACGUGCCCUCAAAUUUACCGUCGCAGGAACACAGCGGGCACUGCACGGACUCGUCCUGGAUUCACCCAGGCGCGCUCGAGCAGCAGCAGCAGCAGCAGCAACAACAACAACAGCAGCAACAGCAACAACAUCAACCCUACUUGAACCUAAACCUCCAUCUGCACCAUCAGAUGUCUUCUUACGGCUCCGUGCCGCACGCGGGACUACAUCACGGUCUUCAUCCGGGCGGAGAAACGGUACCUCCUGCGGACGCGAAUGACUACGUUCACGAGUACCAUCACGCGUCACCGGUACAAUCGACCACCCCCGAUCAGCACCGUCAUCAUCAACAACCGCAAUCACAGCCGCAGCAUCACCCGCAAGCGCAGAUGUUGCAUUUGCAGGCGAUACCGCAAACAGGCACCACGUCACCGGUCAGCGUGGAAUACGACAGCUCUCCGAAAGAACACCCCCAUAUUCAAGUGAGCUAUCCUCCGGAGCAAAGCGCGGACGCUUUAAGCGAAGUGCAACAAGACGACGAGAGAAGAUAUCUAACCACAGUGGUGGGUCGUCAUCACCACCAUCACCAUCAUCACAAUCAUCAUCGGCAGGACACGGAAAUCGCCAGCGCGGAGCAAUCGAGUGCGUGGACGCCGUUGACGCCACCGCCGGCACCGCAAACCACCGCUAUCUGAUUCGAUCAAACCCCCUUCGCGCGGAAAAUCUCACGUUUACUUCUUUCUUACUCGUGAACGGCUCGUGGUGUAUCGAAAGUGAUUGCCGUCGUGAUUGCAAAGAGAAAAUCGUCGACCGUGGUGAAGUGUCACCGCGAUGUCGAGCACGUCGACGCGCGACCGUCGUUUUAACGUGUCGCAUAAUUAGAAUAAUCGCGCACGACAGGUAUCGCAAUGCUAAAUUGUACUGAUCCGUCCCAAAACGCCUGGUCUAUCGAGCAAUUACAAAUUGCGUUAGUACGUUAGAUAUGUCAAGAGAGAAAUAAAGUACUGAUAAAACAUUUA